AUGUCAGAGCAGAAGGGAAGUGUUCGUCAGUUGCCUCCUGGCAAGUUGAAUAACAUCAAAAAAAUCUUUGAAGAUGGUGAGGGCAGUUCUGCCAGCAAGAGUGAUAAAUCCAUGCCUCCCGCAAGACCACUGCAGCCUCCCAGCCGGGCCAAGUCACCAGUGCAGCAGCACCCACCUCGACUUCAGCCACAGUCUCAGCAGCAUUCAAAGUUUCUGGCUGCAAAUCAGCAGCAACAACAAGCUACCUCAGCUGUUCAAGCAACGGAGCAUGUCGUACAGAACAGAGAUCAGAAUUUUGUCAGUGGACACAAGCUUUGUGAUGCUGGCAGGUUUACCAGCAGUCAUUCCCUUGCUUCAGAGCUGACUCAGCAAGGAAAAGAUGUGAAAAAACUUAACCCUUCAGUUAUUGGAAAAUUCUCAGCACCCUCCGAUAAUAACCCAACACCCCAAAACUUAAUUUCAGACAAAGGCACAUCUGCCGCUUCCACUCCAAAGCCGGCAUUUAGACACUCCCGUGAGAGCAGUGCUGGAGGAGAGACUGUUAUUGUGGACAAUCCUCUGUACACCAGCGUUCAGCUGCCAGCGAAGACUGCCCAGGAGAUUAGUGACCUGUAUGCUAAAGUCAACAAACCUAAAAAGGACGCUGAUGGCUUGCCUAGAAAAGUAUCCUUCACUCCAGAAGAUAAAGAAGCAGCUGGUUUUAGCAGACGAGAGGCUAUCAGGAAAAAUGCAGUAGAGAGGAGAAAAACAAUAGCUGGUGGGGAAACAGAGGGUGAAGAAGUAGGAGGUAACAGUGUGAAUGUGGCCGAGCGAAUGAAACUUUUUGAUGUUACCAAAGGAGCUAAACCUACUCUUCCACAAAAACCAGAUUCGGUGAAACGAAAGUUCAGUAUGAGGACUCAGAAGGAGUUUGACGAACAGCAACAGCAUAGGUCUCAAGUAUUCAGUCAGAAUGAUUCUGAAGAUGGGGGUGUGUAUAGUCCUCCUUGGGACACGUCCAAGAGCAGUAUUCUUGAGAAGCUGCAGAAAUCCAAGCCUUCACCUGCCGUGUUGUUAGAAAAAAGUGAUAGUCCAGGUUUUACAGGUAAGUUAGGAGCUGCAACAAAAACUCCAGGGCCAGGUAUGGUGCUGAAACAUCCGGACAUUUCAACACCAAAGUUAACAGCUAAAGUUGAGGAAAAUGUUGUUCUUAGAAAUCAGCCCAAAAGCAAAUCUGCGGAAUCUUCGUCAGAAUCUUCACCCCAGCGAGCAGCAGCGUCUGCUCCUCCAAAGCCUCCCAGAACUCAUGCUCAUGAUGAUUAUCUCCGGGUGAAAGUUUCAGUCUCUCAGAAUUUUGACAUGAAACCUUCCACAGACACCUCACACCAGACUAAUGUCAGAAAAACAGUUAAUAUAAUCACAAGUCCAGAAAAGGCUGAAGCUCACAGGGAGACAGAGUACACCUCAAUCAAAGACAGGAUAACCAAGUUACAACAGCAUUCUGAAACAUCAUCAUCAUCAUCUGACCCACCUUUGCUGCCUCCAGUUUCAUUUACAGAGAAGAAUAACGAACAAAACACUGUACGUACCCCAGCCCCCUCACGACCGCCACCACCCAGAAGAAGACCUAACUCAGAUGACCGGCCGUCCAUUUCUUCAACAUUUUCUCAGUCGUCCACAGAAGAUGAUAUUGGGCCAGUGAUUAUCCCGGUCUCUCCACAGGCUCGUAUCCCUCAGCAAAAACAAGUGCCGAACACGCCAGGAUUAAACACCCGACGGCCAAGUGACAAACUUCCUCCAGAGCCCGAUCCCUCUAAAUCAGUGCAAAAAUUUCCUUUGCGCAAGAGUUACAGUUCUGAGUGCUUGCAUUCUAGUCGAGGAAGUUCCUUGAAUGGGGAGUGGGGAGAUGAAGACAGCGCAAAUGGGAUGUCACGGAGCAGUUAUGAAAGUCAGUAUGAGGCUGUUAUUGACCCAGAUGGAUAUGCAGUGCCGAAUGUAUUUCUCCGUCUGCCAGGACAAAAGAAGCUUUCAAUCAAGGAUGACAAUUUGGAUGUGUCCCCAACACAGUUCUUGACACGGAUCAAAGGAUUCAGUGGUGACAGCUUGUCAGACAAAAGUCAGCAGGCGCAGGGCAUUAAGGCUGUGUCUGUACAAGAGCAGAGUCUUGAGAAAGUCAACAAGAAGAAAAUGAACAUGGUGAAACAAAAGAUCAACCAGGCAUAUGCUGAUGUGGACUUUACUGUUGGUGGACCCUCAGAACGAGGGGACAGUGACUGGCAAAUUGUGAAUCAGGAACAAGGUGAGAUCUUUGCUGACAUCACUGCCUAUGCUGGCGAAGCUGUGGUGGAGCCUACAGUUCUAAAGAAAAGGAUAGAGUACUGCACUUCCGUCCGCUUGAAAUCAAGUAAGAGCAUCAGACACUGCAAGGAAUACCUGAGUGCUGUGUACCCGCAGCUGUUUGAGUAUUGUCUCAUUGUGGGCUUGCAACGUUUGGUGGAUGUUGAUGGAUACGAGCCUCAUGUGAAAUUUAAAUUUCCUGAAAACGUAA
Messenger RNA from Candidula unifasciata, 2527 nucleotides. Lineage: Eukaryota; Metazoa; Mollusca; Gastropoda; Stylommatophora; Geomitridae. The record is from the annotation of a GenBank genome assembly.